AUGAGUGCCUUUCAACAGCCUGAUCCGUACGAAGGCAUCACCAUCGAAGAGCUUCUCGACCGCAUCAGAAACUGGGAUGGAGUCGACCAUAAGGAGCUGACUGAAAUCAGCCACAUCAUCCAGCGGGCAUACAAUGGAGACAGCGAAGAGGCGGUCCGUCGCUGCUGCCAGUGCAUCUUGAGGAAGUUCCCAUACGCCUUACCAUCCUUCCCGAAAGCCAAGUUCUACGCCUACCUCGCAGCCUGCCCGGCCUACGAAGAAUACAGCAUGUUGACCAUCGCAUUCGACUGGAUCCAGCGCGCCAGGAUCAGCAUGAGAGACAUCGGUGUCGUUAUCGAGGAGAUCGAAGAAUGGUACGCUAUCAUCAAGGCCGACCUGGAUGAGGAGGUACGCAAGCAGAAAGAACCAGUGUAUCUUCCUCGCCCAAACCCGCCGCUGCUCGCAUCACCUUUCGAUGCCAGCGAAGAUGAUGAUGACGACAUGUCCAUCUUAACUUCGCACCAAGGCGAGCAGGAGAUCGAGACGGCGGUGGACCAUCUGGUGCAGGAGGCUGCGACUCCAACCACCGCAGACAAGGUCGCAGAUCGGAAGGCCGCGCAUCAACUCGCCGUCGACCGCAUGGCUGCCGAGGGCAAGGAAACGGCGAAGACCAGGAAGGAGUACGGAAAGCAACCCAAGUCCUUUCGCCUGAGCGCGGCCAACCAGAGCUUCAGCGAGGGAUCCGGACGUUACGGCUCGCUGAGCAAGGGCUCGAGGAAGGCAGUCAUGGCUAUUCGCGCUGGGGGGCGUUCGCUGUCGAACUUGUUCUCCAAGGCAGAUGCGGAGGUGAUUUCACGUGGAGCUGGCGAGGGUGAAUCCAACAAGAGCACGUGA
This is a messenger RNA of Saxophila tyrrhenica, 873 nucleotides long. RefSeq lists its product as uncharacterized. The coding region runs from base 1 to 873 and encodes 290 amino acids. The transcript has 2 exons. The record is from RefSeq and is a predicted model, not a curated record. NCBI's taxonomy places the organism in Eukaryota, Fungi, Ascomycota, Dothideomycetes, Mycosphaerellales, Extremaceae.